UUGUGCGAAUUAGGGUUCGAGAAACCCUUCCUAAUUGCUCUAUUCACGUCUGCACCUGCUUCUUUACUUCAAGACAUAUUUUCUCAGCAAAAAAGGGUUGUCAAUCAAGUGAACUCAUCGUCUUCACCUCUUGACUGCCGAGAGCCGUCCUCAGUAAAUACCAACUGUCAUGAAAUAGAAUCGGCUAUUUUGGUGGACGACUCGACUACCAACUUAGAAAGCAAAGCUCAGGAAGUCUCAACCAUUGAGAUCUCCACAGAAGUAUCACACAUACCAUCCAGGUGGCAUUCUAACUCUUGCGUCCAAACGCCUUCGUUGCUCUUAUGUCCAAAUCGAAUUGUUGCAUCUGAUUCGAGAUCUAUUGGGGAGUCGGAUGAAGCUUAUCAGCCUAUGCAGGUACAGCAACAACAAAAGAGAUUCGAUGCCGAACAAGCUAUUGAAGAACCGACGCAUCAGGUAGGUCUGGUGGAUUCCAUAGGCUUGGAGUCUCGAUUACAGCCUUCGUCAUCCUCUGGUCGGCAGCAACAGCUUCAGAUGGAACUAGAGGCGCGGCAACAGCUUGGUUCUGUAUCUUCACAAUUGACGGUCGUUAAGCCAAGUGGGCAAUCCUGCUUGCCGGCCGCUGAUCGCUUGGCAACCAUCGACGGCAAUGAUUGUUCGGGCGAAAGUGGCCGAGUUUCCGAUUGCCUGUUGACACCUGACCAGGUGCACGUCUAUUUCGUCGUCAGAUUGAAGGAGAAGAUGCGCAAGGAUGGAGCGAAACCAGCCAUCAGAGUGGAAGUUGAACAACGCACAGGUAGACGAAUGAAAUAUAACCAUAGCUACCUUAAUGAACACAAGUUGUGA
Protopolystoma xenopodis is the source of this 846-nucleotide messenger RNA. The record is from the annotation of a GenBank genome assembly. NCBI's taxonomy places the organism in Eukaryota, Metazoa, Platyhelminthes, Monogenea, Polystomatidea, Polystomatidae.